GGUUUAACUGGUUCUGAAGAAAGUACGAUUAGAACUUAAGCCAACCGCGAUGCUGCUGCGGCUACCGACCGUUGCCACGUUGGUGGUUGUGGCCCUGCUUGGGUUCUCCCAGGCUCAGGACGAUCUGGACGCGCUGUUCGAGUCGGUGUUCAACAACCCCGAUACCAGCUCCAACCUGGCUCCAGUUCCAACGACAGCCGCACCGUUACCUCCUCCGCCGCCAUCGGCGGGUCAACCACAGGCCCCGAUCGCUCCAAUUCCACCGCAACAUGAGCCGGCUUAUACUUGCAACGGUGAGUGCGUCCCGUACUACUUGUGCAACAACAAUGAAAUCAUCACCGACGGAACGGGCAUCAUUGACAUUCGCGUUGGUGAGGACACCACCCAGGAGAACGAGUGCCCCAACUACCUGGAUACUUGCUGCGAAAAGAGUGACGUGCUGAUUGAGCCACCACCAACGGCGACCCAGGCUCCACCACCAAACAACCAGUACGGAUGUGGUCAGCGUAACGCCGAUGGUCUCGGCUUCCGCAUUACCGGAAACAAGGCAGGAGAGUCCGAGUACGGCGUUCCCUGGAUGGUGGCUGUCCUGCGCGAAGACAAGGUCAUGGACUCGACGUUGAACGUGUACGAGUGCGGAGGUUCGCUGAUCGCCCCCAACGUCGUCCUGACCGCAGCCCAUUGCGUUGCCACCAAGCAGCGCGAGACCCUCGUUGUCCGUGGAGGAGAAUGGGACACCCAGACCAAGAACGAACUGUACCCGCACCAGGACCGUCGUGUUCGCGAGGUCAUCGUCCACGAGAAGCUCAACAAGGGCUCGCUGGCCAACGAUAUUGCUCUGCUCAUUCUCGAACAACCGUUCGACCUGGCCGAAAACAUCCAGCCAGCCUGUCUGCCCCCGAAGAACACCAAGUUUGACGGCGCCAACUGCUUUGCCUCCGGCUGGGGCAAGAACAUCUUCGGCAAGGAGGGCAAGUACCAGGUCAUCCUGAAGAAGGUCCAACUGCCGGUCGUCGCCCACGACAAGUGCCAGGCAUCCCUUCGCAAGACCCGCCUCGGCAACCGUUUCCGUCUGGACCCGAGCUUCGUGUGUGCCGGUGGCCGUGCCGGAGAGGAUACUUGCCGUGGUGAUGGAGGUUCCCCACUGGUGUGUCCCAUCGCUGGAUCUCCGACGCACUACUAUCAGGCCGGUAUUGUUGCGUGGGGUAUUGGCUGCGGAGAGGAUAACGUGCCCGGAGUGUACGUCAACGUGCCGCUGUUCCGCGACUGGAUCGAUCAGCAGCUGGCGACGCGCAAGGUCGAGGCCAAGCACUACACGUACUCGGGUUAGAGCUAGGAGUGCAUGAGAUUUGUGAAGGACAUUUUUUUUAUACUUUAAGACGAUCGGAGAAUACAAAGUCAGUAAACGUUAAAACUAAACAACCAACAAAAAUAAACGAUUUUGAAAAUUAA
Culex quinquefasciatus (southern house mosquito) is the source of this 1452-nucleotide messenger RNA. Its product is annotated as phenoloxidase-activating factor 2. Gene Ontology annotation, biological process: proteolysis. The record is from RefSeq and is a predicted model, not a curated record. NCBI's taxonomy places the organism in Eukaryota, Metazoa, Arthropoda, Insecta, Diptera, Culicidae. Gene Ontology annotation, molecular function: serine-type endopeptidase activity.